Molecule: messenger RNA, 1161 nt
Organism: Aspergillus udagawae
Lineage: Eukaryota; Fungi; Ascomycota; Eurotiomycetes; Eurotiales; Aspergillaceae
Exons: 3
Coding region: 1-1161 (386 amino acids)
Biological process (GO): peptidoglycan biosynthetic process
Molecular function (GO): ATP binding; D-alanine-D-alanine ligase activity; metal ion binding
Source: RefSeq, a predicted model, not a curated record
AUGCUCAAGGACAAAUGCAUUAUUCGAGUGGGACAUAAUGGCAGCAAAUCCAGCUGUCGCGUGCAGACCGCGCUCUUUCAGUCGAUGCGCCCGCGCUCUGAGCAGUUCCGCUUGUUCCCCCUCUGUCGCUGUAUUAUUCCAGGCCAUCGAUCCGCCCGUCAUCAACGGCGUUACCAGGACUCUGGAGCGGAUAUUGCCUACUCCCUACGACAAAAGGGCGUCCGGGUCCUCACUCCCAAUCCAUCACCACCAGAUUCUUCUGACCAGGGCUGGUCCUUCCCUGACACAGAGGAGGGAAUCUACUCUGCCGUUCAACAAGGUGCUACUCAUCUCUGGGCAAACACUAUCCUUUUUGCGUCACAUCCUCUCCAGACGUCAAGCCGAUUAACUGCUCUGGCGUCCGAUCUGAACGUCGUUGGGCAACCGCCGGGCCUGGUCGAAAACUUCGAUGACAAGGGUUUGUUGAACAACAAACUACGCGAACUGGGUGGCUUCACUUUGCCUCGUGCGUGGAUGGUGGACCCCGAUAAUGUCCGCCAGAUCGUGAAUCAGGUCGAUCGUUAUCCGAUCGUGGGGAAGCCGGUGCGGGGCCGAGGCAGUCAUGGCGUCCGAGUCUGCUAUGAUGCCGCUCAGUUACAACAACAUGCCGAAGACUUACUGGCAGAAUCACCGCUGAUCAUGCUCGAGGAGUUUCUGGCAGGGGAGGAGGCGACUAUCACCGUCAUGCCGCCGACGCCUUCUCGUCCGGACUACUGGAGUAUGGUACCAGUGACGCGCUUCAACCACACGGAUGGUAUAGCCCCAUAUAAUGGGGUGGUGGCGGUCACUGCCAACUCCCGCGUGGUGUCGGAGGACGAAAUGAAAGACCCGGCGUAUAACAAGGUGAUGCGGCAGUGCGAAGGGGUAGCCAGGCUGAUCGGUGCCACUACGCCGAUUCGGGUAGAUGUGCGACGCUUCCGCGACGGAUCCCACUUCGCUCUGUUCGAUAUCAACAUGAAGCCGAAUAUGACCGGUCCAGGACGGCCGGGCCGGGAGGAUCAGGCCAGCUUGACUGCCAUUGCCGCUGCAGCUAUGGGCUGGGACUAUGGCACGCUGUUGCAGCAUAUCCUGGAGAGCGCUCAACCCCUGGAUCAAUUCCGUAACUACCGCAGUCCAUUCUAG